AUGGCAAGGUUUGUACUGAUGUUGCUGCCGCUAGUCGCGGCGGCUUUAUCGUCUGACUCGGAUACGUGCAAUCCGGAUAAGAUGACCGUUUACAGAAUGGUGCUACACACCUAUUGGACGAGGGAGAAGUUUCCUAAGCAUUACCCGGACUGGAGGCCGCCUGCUCAGUGGUCUAAAAUUUACGGUGUAUCCCAUAGUCGCUCCUAUGUAUUAUUCCGGUUGGGUCGUCGUGUAUCAGCGCCAGUUAGACAGUUCGCAGAAUCUGGUCGUUCGGAUGCUUUGGGUUCGAGUCCAGGAACGAUGGAUGUGUUCGGAGCACCUGCUAUCGGCCAAGGCGCUGGGCGUACUGAAGCGGAGUUCUUUGUAGAUGGAAAUCAUUCUAGGGUAUCAGUAAUGGCACGAAUGAUUCCAUCUCCAGACUGGUUCAUUGGAGUCGACAGCUUUGAUCUUUGCGUCGACGGCAAUUGGCUGGACAGUAUUACUAUAGAGGUGGACCCCCUAGACGCGGGCACGGACAACGGGUUUACCUUCACAGCGCCUAACUGGCCGACCGCCCCUCAGGGGGUCGCGUAUCGUAUAACAUCAAAGUACCCGUCACACCCCGCAGGCUCCUUCUUCUACCCACAUCUUAGAAGGUUGCCGCCGAUAGCCACUUUUCAGUUUAUAAAACUCCGUGAAUACGAGCUCUCCGAGGUAUUUCACCGCGACAGCGACGACCGACGAUACGACGUGCUGCAACUCGACAAACUAAAUCACAACAAGAUAGAUAUGCUCGAUGGUAACAGGGCUUUAUCUAUUGCUGAGGAAGUGGAGCGAGCUGAGGCACCCAGGAUUUACUCUGAAGGAUCUCUUACUACGCCAGAUAGUGCUUACUCGUAUUAUUCUAUUUCAAACAACUCAGCCACGACCGACGAGCCUCGGUCAGCGAACGAGCUUCCCACAUCGGGACCGACGGCGAGCGAGCGGUCGGCGCUGCGCAGUCUCGCGCGAAGGUACCGCGCGAGACGACGUCGCAAGCUGCGCGCGGAUAACACCGACCCAGCGGAACGGAGAAAGCGGAAAAGAGCGAAGCUGCUAGACUGCCGUGUAUCGGAAUGGGGAGAGUGGAGUCCGUGCAGGAACGAUGGAGGCUGCGUUGGAUCGGCGCUACGAACAAGGAGGAUCAUCCGUCGACAGCGGCCCGGCGGCAGCGCGUGCCCGCCCACGGCCCAGUCCCGGUGGUGCGCCUUGAACUGUUCCACCCCAGUACUGAAGGACGAUUGGAGGAAUAACCUCACG
Messenger RNA from Brenthis ino (lesser marbled fritillary), 1278 nucleotides. Lineage: Eukaryota; Metazoa; Arthropoda; Insecta; Lepidoptera; Nymphalidae. The record is from the annotation of a GenBank genome assembly.